This is a messenger RNA of Ciona intestinalis (vase tunicate), 441 nucleotides long. The record is from RefSeq and is a predicted model, not a curated record. NCBI's taxonomy places the organism in Eukaryota, Metazoa, Chordata, Ascidiacea, Phlebobranchia, Cionidae.
AUGAGCGCGCUUGAUGGGUCAGAAGGAAUGCUCAAGGUUGCAAUGGAGAAAGGUAUAUACAGUGAUGUAACCGAACACAUUCUAACUUCCUCAAAUCCACUUCCGUACCCGGAUCAGUCGUUCGACAUGGUUUUUAACGUUGGUGCGUUUACAAUACAUAACAUCGAACCAGAUUGUAUAGAGGAUGCUCUGCGGGUUUUGAAACCUAAUUCUUACUUGGUCACUACUGUUCGAAUGCAUUGCUAUAUGCAAGAUUACAAAAUUCGUUUUUACGACGAACUUAAUCGACUUGAAGCUGCUGGUUUGAUGAAGUUUUGUUCGAGAGAGAAAUUCCUACAUUACAGAUUGGAUGAAGUUUCAGAUGAGUUUGAAAUAAAUCUUGCUGAUCAAUAUGGGGAAGUGCUGGUUCUACAGAAGUCUGGCAUCAAUUCAAAAAUUUGA